UCCCCCAGGGGUUCCCUCCCACCCCAUUCUCUCUGCCUUCCCUAACCGGGCUAGUGGCCAGAUGAACGCGGUUCCUGAAAGAAGGAAGAGUGAGCAAGAAACCGCAACUCAGAACUGCAGCUUCUCAGCUUGAAAAAGACAAUGAAGAAAGAGACCUCUCAAGAUCAAAGGAGGGGAUGGAACAAUAAGUGAACACGGGGGAACUAGGAAGUGGCGUUGGAAUGGAGUGACUGCUAAAGGGUUACGGCAGGUACCCAAGCAGCGGCUCCCACCCCUGCCUUUUUAUUCGCAGACCCUGGCCUUUCACCCUCCUUGGGGCAUUGCAAGACCCGAAUCACCGGAGGUACCGCAGGAGAUCAAUGGAAGAGAAGAGGAUAGGGCGGGAGCAGUCAAAGAGAAGUAGGGUCCGGGGGGAGGCCAGAGGCAGAAUGCAUGUGGUUGGGGCCCACGCCUCCGAGGAAGCCAUGCAAGGGUGACCCGGGAUGCUCUCCCCGCCCCGGUCCCCUCCCUUCCCAGGGGGCGGCCCGCAUCCAGGCCGGAGUCCGGGUGGGGCGGCGCCGGCAAGGAUGAAUAAUUGAGGUAGAGGGGAGGAGGAAGAGGAGCGGCGGAGGAAGAGCGGGAGGCGGGAGCCGCCCGCGCAGGGUCCUCCCCACUCCGCACCCCACCCGCUCCGCCGCCCGGAAGUCGCUCCCCGCCUCCUGCUCCGCCAACAUGGCCGCGAAGUCGGAUGGAGCGGCGGCCGCGGCCGGCCCGGGGCCCGAGGGGCCGGCGGGAGCAGCCCGGGGCCGGGCAGGAGGGCGCGGGGAGGUAGCGGCGGAGAUCGCGGGCCCGGGCCCGGCGGCGGCGGGGGGCCCGGGGCCGCGCUACGAGCUGCGGGACUGCUGCUGGGUGCUGUGCGCGCUGCUCGUGUUCUUCUCCGACGGCGCCACCGACCUGUGGCUGGCGGCCUCCUACUACCUGCAGGGUCAGAACACCUACUUCGGCCUCACCUUGCUCUUCGUGCUUCUGCCCUCGCUGGUGGUGCAGCUUCUCAGCUUCCGCUGGUUCGUCUACGACUACUCGGAGCCCGCGGGGACCCCGGGACCCGCCGUCAGCACCAAGGACAGCGACAUCGGCGGAGCCGCCAUCAGCACCAAGGACAGCGCUGUCGCCUUCAGGACCAAAGAAGGCAGCCCGGAGCUGGUCCCCCGGCCCGUGCAGUCCUCGGCCAGCACCUACCGCCGCCGCUGCUGCCGCCUCUGCGUCUGGCUGCUGCAGACCCUCGUUCACCUCCUGCAGCUCGGCCAGGUCUGGAGGUACCUGCGCGCCCUGUACCUGGGGCUACAGAGCCGCUGGCGCGGGGAGCGGCUGCGGCGCCACUUCUACUGGCGGAUGCUGUUCGAGAGCGCGGAUGUGAGCAUGCUGCGUCUGCUGGAGACCUUCCUGCGCAGCGCGCCGCAGCUGGUGCUGCAGCUCAGCCUGCUGGUCUACCACAGCCGACAGCCAGACCUGCUGACUGCCCUCUCCAUCUCUGCCUCCCUUGUGUCCCUGGCCUGGACACUGGCAUCCUACCAGAAGGUGCUGAGAGACUCAAGAGACGACAAGCGGCCCCUGUCCUACAAGGGUGCUGUAGCCCAAGUACUAUGGCACCUGUUCACCAUUGGGGCCCGAACCCUGGCUUUCGCCCUCUUUGCCAGCGUCUACCAGCUCUACUUCGGCAUUUUCAUCGUAGCCCACUGGUGCGUCAUGACCUUCUGGGUUAUCCAGGGUGAGACAGACUUCUGCAUGUCCAAGUGGGAGGAGAUCAUCUACAAUAUGGUGGUGGGGGUCAUCUACAUCUUCUGCUGGUUCAACGUCAAGGAGGGCCGCAGCCGCCGUCGACUGACCCUCUACUACUGCAUCGUGCUGCUGGAGAACGCAGCGCUCACCGGCUUCUGGUACUCCAGCCAGAACUUCUUCACUGACUUCUACUCACUCAUCCUGGUCUGCCUGGUCGCCUCCAGCUUCGCCCUGGGCAUAUUCUUCAUGUGCGUCUAUUACUGUCUCCUGCACCCCAAUGGGCCCAUGCUGAGGCCCCAGGCCCCCGGCUGCAUCUUCCCUGAAGCCCCAGGGCCCUGUGCCCCUCCAGCUGACGCCAUCACAAGUCCACCGAGAUCUCUGCCAAGGACUACAGGCGCUGAGCGGGAUGGGGCCUCGGUGGGAGGUGAGCGAGCAGGGACACCGACGCCACCUGUCUUCCAGGUGCGGCCCGGCUUGCCUCCCACGCCAGUGGCUCGCCCCUUGCGGACAGAGGGGCCUGUCAUUCGGAUUGACUUGCCUCGGAAAAAGUACCCAGCAUGGGAUGCUCAUUUUAUUGACCGCCGGCUCCGGAAGACCAUUCUGGCUUUGGAGUAUUCUUCACCUGCCACGCCCAGGUUGCAGUACCGGAGCAUUGGCGCCUCCCAGGAGCUGCUGGAGUAUGAGACCACAGUGUAGGCACAGUCUGCCUCCCAAAAGGGACAGGCUUGGCUGAUCCCACAUUGACCACAGUGUUGAGUCUGGAUUUCAGGGCCACCAGGCUAAGUGGGAGUAGAUCUUUGGAUCCAAGAAUGGCCCCACCAUGGGGUUCCCUUAGGGGAGAGGUCAGCCCUGUGGAGGCCUGAGGCCUCAUUUUUAGCCCUAUGGCUCAUUCCCUAAGUUCCCCUGGACCAGGGCACAGGGUGUCAACUGGUGCUACUCCCUCAUAAACUGCCCCACUCUCAUGGGGAUGCCAUAUUAUGCUUGGCACAAGGGUCUUCACCUUUUCCCCUGCCUGGAAUCAUCCCACAUCACCCCUGGUGGGCGUACCAGAGAAAAGGCACUGCCUGAGGCCCAAGGCAUCCCUCAGGGAGUGUGGGGAAGGGCUGCCUUGUGGUAGGCAGGGAUCCCUGAGAGAAGGAUGGAAAAGGCUAUAGGGGAUGUGGGAUAAAUUGGGGGGAAUCUCUAGACAGAAUCGCCACAGUUCCUAUAGGAAGGGGAACUGGACAGGUGGAGAAUUAGAGCAGGGAGGUGGGGAGGGAGCUUGGGGGGUCUGACAGUGCAGACAUUGGCAGGAUAAAGAACCCUAAAGAGUGAGGGCUGGGAGCAGUAUGAAGGGGUACAAGUGUGGGGUGGGGUGCCUUGGCUUGGGAGGUGCAUUUGUUUGGAGCUCUAUUACGGAUGAGGGCUAGACCCCUCAGGUGAGAGGUCACAAGGGACUGUUUGUUCUCGAUGUGCAUCUGGGAUGUUCCCUGUAGAAAAAGGUCUUAAGCACAGCAGAUGAAACGUC
Molecule: messenger RNA, 3265 nt
Organism: Peromyscus leucopus (white-footed mouse)
Lineage: Eukaryota; Metazoa; Chordata; Mammalia; Rodentia; Cricetidae
Gene: Xkr7
Product: XK related 7
Exons: 3
Coding region: 712-2454 (580 amino acids)
Biological process (GO): apoptotic process involved in development; phosphatidylserine exposure on apoptotic cell surface; engulfment of apoptotic cell
Cellular component (GO): plasma membrane
Source: RefSeq, a predicted model, not a curated record